Molecule: messenger RNA, 940 nt
Organism: Macroventuria anomochaeta
Lineage: Eukaryota; Fungi; Ascomycota; Dothideomycetes; Pleosporales; Didymellaceae
Exons: 2
Coding region: 17-862 (281 amino acids)
Molecular function (GO): protein binding
Source: RefSeq, a predicted model, not a curated record
GUAAAUAACCCCAAAAAUGACCCUCAAACCAAAGAUAGGCUUCCUAGAUCUUCCUGCAGAAAUACGCAACGAAAUUUACGCACACCUGAUUGAGGAUGUGGAUACCAAUGUCGGCCCAAAGACCAUUCGCCUGAGGCUUCGAACCGAGUUUUCAAGCCAUUGGAGGAAGAAAAAUCCGCACCGUGGCGAGGUCUAUGCCUUGAACCAAUGCUGUCGUACGACAAGGCACGAAUUUGGCCCACUCUAUGUAUCGCACAUCGCCCACCGCAUCCGUGUCGAUGAGCAGCUCCUGUCUAGAUUCCUGAAAGACUUCUUCCUUAUUGAAGAAAGUGAAGAUGGCUUCGCGCUGAGACCAAAAAAGAUCGAAAUCGAGCUCGCAUACCCCCUCGGAGGCGAACCACCACGUCUUAACAUCCUCCCGCUCCUGUCUAUCUUUCUCGGCAACAAGGACCUGCAAUGCACCUUCCUAAACAAAUUCGGGCCCAUGCCAGAACUGGAUGAUAUGUUCUGGGGUCACGCUGUCGCGUGGGGCGAUGCAAUCCUUGACGACCUCUUGGAGAUUCUGCUGCACACGCCACAUGGGACUACGACGAUCGUGGACUUGGUGUUUCGCGAGGACGCGAAGCUGGACUUUAUUGGGGAUGUAUCAAGACGAAGAGGGCAUGCGCCGCCGAGUAUGCACGGGUAUUUGAAGCAGUUAGGGGUUGUGGAUGUUGAUGUUUGGGAUACGAGGAUGGGUGUUUGGAAUCAGCAGGCUAGAGUGGAGUUUGUCGUGUGUAAGCGCACAGAUGAUGAUGUAAAGCGAGGGCCGAAAGUGAGAGGGAAGGCGUUUGAGACGCAGUAUCGACUGGUAGAGGUGUAGGUGAGACAAAUAAGAGUCAUUAGAUUUGUUUUCAUUGGCAUCUGGUAUCUAGUGACUGAUGUACUGGUACAACACGAG